Megalopta genalis is the source of this 1807-nucleotide messenger RNA. RefSeq lists its product as uncharacterized. NCBI's taxonomy places the organism in Eukaryota, Metazoa, Arthropoda, Insecta, Hymenoptera, Halictidae. Gene Ontology annotation, molecular function: structural constituent of chitin-based larval cuticle. The record is from RefSeq and is a predicted model, not a curated record. Gene Ontology annotation, cellular component: chitin-based extracellular matrix.
UAAGUCAAAACCAGAUCGGAAGCAAGGUGCACAAACAGAACAGUCCUUCGGUGAGCAAGGAGGUUCUCGGGAACACACGUAUCACAAGUGACAAGAUGCAGGCACUGAUUCCGUUGAUCGCAGGCUUGAGCCUGGUCUCUGGCGCGCAGUUCAAUCUGCUACCGUACGCGUACCUGUCGAGCCCGCUUCCGGUUUACAAUCAGUACCAGAACACGAGGACAGGCGAGCACGCUUACAGUUACGCUGGCGGGCCGUCUGCGAAGGAGGAGAUCAAAGGGGCCGACGGGGUCGUCCGCGGCUCUUACAGCUACGUGGACGCGAACGGUAUCCUGCAAUCGGUGUUCUACGUGGCGGACAACUACGGUUUCCGCGUGGCCGCGACGGAUCUGCCCUCGGACGACAACUUGAGCCUGGAGCCCGAGGCUACCCACGUGCUGCUGGCGCGAAGCGUGAAACCUGACGAACAACAGAAGACCGAGGAACAAGAGAAACCGAGCCGCAGGAAGCGCAGCCUGGACCUGGCCAACGAGAACCAGAGCGAGCAGACCGAGAACGCUGCGGGCGUGAAGUUGCUCUUGUCGGAACCAGCUGUUGGGGUACCGCUGUCGACGUCUCAUCAGAGCCAGGUGCAGAUCAACAAAGACAUCAAGAUCCAGCCGGGUCUGGUCCCGCAGGCCCAGCUGAGGCUGGAGCCGUUGAUCCUGCAGAGCGAGAUUCCUCUGGCGACCUCGCAGCAGAGUCAAGUUCAAGUGCAGAACAGCGCGAGCGUGAAGCUGUCAGGUGCCGAGGACGCCGGCAAGGACAAGCCAAUCGAUUUUCUGCGCCUGCCGGUGAUCCUGCAGGCCCCGACCCGGUUCGAUAGCCUGCCGGUGCUGACCACUUUGCCCUCUUAUCACGAGAACCGCAUCGAGCUUCACAAGCAGCUCGGCAUCGAGGGAGCAAAGCUGAAGGACGCGGUUAAGAUCAGCCAGGAGCCGAUCGCGCUCGUUCAAUCGCCUUCCGUGUCGGUCCCAGUGCUGACCAAGCAGGCUGUCCCGGUUCUGCCGAUCGCCGGGGAGACCCUUCUGCCAGCCACGUCCACCGUGACGACGUCCAUCUCGAGUCAUGGUGUCAGCCAGACUCAUCCUUCCACGAAGAUCUACCAGCCUUUAGCCGUCCCCACCGUGCCUCUGUUAGAACAGAAGACGGUUCCAGUGGUCCCACUUCUCAAAGAGGCUGUCCCAGCUACGAAACUAGCUACCGCCACCGUCACCGCGUCUGUUAGCAGUCACGGGGUCACUCAGAUCCACGGGGACUCGAAGGUGAACGUCGCGCCAACACUGUUGCUCAAGACCGCGCCUCUAGCGCAGCUCCAUCCCGCCGUCGAUCUACCUGUCUACCUUUAUUAAGCACUCGAUCCGGCUCCGUUCAGAGCUGGAGGACACAAAAUGGCAGCGUACAUUUGGGAAACGAGACGAUACACGAGAGACGAGUGCAGCAGAGAUCGGACCGCGUCGCGACCUUUCGCCGGACAGGCUAGAAAAGGGAUCCGCGUUCCCCGGCCGAGAGCCGACCGUAACGAUGAUUCCUUUUCAUGGUGUUAUCCUCUUUGGGAUCGGUCGCCUGCAUUUGCGAACGGACGGCGAGACUGUCGCCGGAUGAUUGAUCGAGGAUAGAUUCGUCCGGCGGAUAGCUCUCACCCUCCUUUCGGGAACGUCAUUUCUUUCUUCAUCGCCUCCUCAUUUUCAGCAUCCGGAAUCGCUUGAUCGACACUCUGUUAAAUUAUUGUUCAUGAUUCACUUGAAAAUAAAAUGACUUGUGUGUGUGA